UAUCAUAGUUGUUGCUAUUUACAUUUUCUAGGGCAGCAUUGAGGAUGCACAGCAAGUUCAAAGACCGUGGGCUUCGUACGUAGGAGUACGUGAAGGGGACAUCGUUCACCGCUGUGUGGCUGAAGCUUUGCGGGUCUGGAGGAUGAGGAGCGGCGGGGACGCUGCUGCCUCUGCUCCGCCGAUCAUACACUCGGUACCGCGGUCAGUCUGAGGGGAAAACAGCCGCAGCCAUGGCCUCGGACAGAAGGAACAUCCGCCUCACCCAGUGCGAGGCAGGAAAGCUGUGCUGAUUGACGGGUCACAGUGGAACGACAGAGGCAUUUUAGCAGACCAAGAGUCAACUUUGUUCACUCUACAUAAGUGUGAAUAUGUAGAAAGGAGUAAAAAGGAGUGAGGACGAGGAGAGGAACCACUAGAGAAGAAGGAGGCGAAGACAUGGCCAGCAAAGGAGAAGCUAAUGAGACUACAAGGUCAACAUAUGGUAACAAAUUCCCCCCAGAGGCCAUUGGUUUCCUGUCGGCGGUGGGCGUCUUCAUCGUGGCGUUGGCCGUCCUCUUCCUCUUCAUCAACAAGAAGUUGUGUUUCUCACGUGUCGGUGGACUGCCCUGUCUGGAGCAACAUGGCCGCCGGAAGAAAGGACGACUGGGAGUCCGCCAGGGGCUCGUGAACAGCUAUGGUGAAGAUGAAGAUGAUGGCUCCAGCUCCUCUGACAGUGAAGAAGAGGUCCUGAAGCAGUUUGAGAUCUCGGUUUCACGUUCGCAGAGUUUUCGUACCGCAGCGAGCAACGGCAGCGAGCAGCAGUCCCAGCAGACACAGCUGGCUCUGGGCCGACGCCACAAAUUCACCCGACUGUCGGACCAGGAGGAGGGCAGCACCGAGCCAUCGGACUGCGAAGAAAUGGGGGCUCCGAUCCCGCAGGGUUUCAAGGACCCGCUGUCUGCAGCUGUAGAAGAGAACGAGAGGGCGUCAGCGCUAUCUCUGGACACACCUGCUGGACUCGAAGCAUCGGGCGCCAGGGAGAGCCCCACCCCCAGUAUGAACCGUCAGGCCGCGGACGGCAGCGAGGGCACGGAGAAGGCCAUGGAUCUCGACAAAAAUGAGGCCACAGACAGCUCCUCCACCUGGAGCCCCGAGCAAGAGCAGCCUCCCCAUGACGAGGUCUCGACUCAGCCUGUCAUCUCUUCCCCUCGACCUCCCAUUUCUAAAUGUGGAGACCUGGUCCUCUCUCUGGAGUACCACCCUGACACGGAGAAGCUGCUGGUCUCAGUGGUCGCGGCCCGCGACAUUCCGGACAAGGCUCGCAGCGGGAUGGACUCCUGGCAGGUCCACAUGGUCCUGCUCCCCUCAAAGAAACAACGGCAAAAGACAUCGGUACAGAAAGGUUCACUGCCGCACUUCAAUGAGACGUUUCGCUUCUCACGCCUGGAUCCAUCAGAACUGCACAUGUCGGCCAUCAGGUUCAGGCUGUACGCACUCGGAGGCAGGAUGUCCCGUGAGCGAAUGAUGGGCGAGAAGGUGCUGCGUUUAGGUGGACUCAACCCAGAAGGAGGAACGAUGGAGGUUACACUGGUUCUGGAGCCUCGCAGUAACCUCAAGAGUUUAGACUCCCAGCUGAGUCUGUCUGCUGUGUCUCAGAGCGACAGUGCCUCGUCCACUCAGUCUCUGACCCACGGUGGCGUUCCAGAGCUGCUGGUGGGUCUCUCCUACAAUGCCACCACAGGCCGCAUGUCUGUGGAGCUCAUCAAGGGCAGCCACUUCAGAAACCUGGCCAUCAACAGACCUCCAGAUACCUAUGGGCGACUGACUCUGUUGAACUCGGUCGGUCAGGAGAUCUCUCGAUGUAAGACGUCGGUGCGUCGCGGACAGCCCAACCCCGUCUACAAGGAGACCUUCGUCUUCCAGGUGGCGCUCUUCCAGCUGUCGGACGUCACGCUUCUGGUCUCCAUCUACAACCGCCGCAGCAUGAAGCGCAAAGAGAUGGUGGGCUGGAUCGCUCUGGGCCAGAACAGCAGCGGCGAAGAGGAGCAGCUCCACUGGCAGGACAUGAAGGAGAGUCGAGGACAGCAGGUCUGCCGCUGGCACGUCCUGCUGGAGGCGUAAUGCCACCAAGAUUUAUGAUUUUUCUUUUUGUUUUGAGGUGAAAGGGAGUUUAUUCUGAAAGCAUUGAGCAAUGGAAAUACCAGCUUGGUUUGAUCUGCAGACAGGAUGAUGCUUGUUGUUUCAGAGGCGAUGGAUCCAAGGACUUAGUUUCCUCAGAGCACGCUCUCUACGGUCGUAUGUCCAAAGCUGGACAUACAUUAGACCUGGCUGGUUAAUUUAUGUCAACAUGAAGAAACAAAUUCAUCUGCUCUUGGAGACUGACAACAGUUUGAAAUUCAGUUGCUCACAAAUACAGAAAUAAAUAAUUGAAAGAAGAAGCCUUCAGCAAGGUUACAUGACAAAGAUUUAGAUUCACUUGUGUGGCUAUUAAGUGACAUAAAACCUUUAUAAAUUUCAAGUUUUCAUGCAAAAAUUCACUUUUCCUUCUCAAUAAAAACCUUUGUAGAUUA
This is a messenger RNA of Larimichthys crocea (large yellow croaker), 2549 nucleotides long. It is a transcript of the gene syt16, whose product is annotated as synaptotagmin XVI. NCBI's taxonomy places the organism in Eukaryota, Metazoa, Chordata, Actinopteri, Sciaenidae. The record is from RefSeq and is a predicted model, not a curated record. Bases 436 to 2100 code for a protein of 554 amino acids. Gene Ontology annotation, molecular function: phospholipid binding. The transcript has 9 exons.